Magnusiomyces paraingens is the source of this 1131-nucleotide messenger RNA. RefSeq lists its product as uncharacterized. The coding region runs from base 1 to 1131 and encodes 376 amino acids. The transcript has a single exon. The record is from RefSeq and is a predicted model, not a curated record. Lineage: Eukaryota; Fungi; Ascomycota; Dipodascomycetes; Dipodascales; Dipodascaceae.
AUGGCAAAUAUUUUCAGAAAGAAAGAUCACAAGGAUUCUGAUUCCAAGAAUUCUUCCAAAAAUAAAAAUAAAAAGAAAACCUUAAAGUCUAACUUUAAGCAGCCAGGAAGCAAGAAAUGUAAUGAACCAAAACGGGUACGCUUUCAUUUGGUCCCGACCGUGGUAAAAAUACCCUCUCAAACUUGCCGGGAAGAUGUUUCACACUACCGCCGACUAAGGCUUAGUGACAGGUAUCCCUUUGAACUCGAUGAAAAAUAUUCUGCCUUUAAUGAGAUUGACGUUUUUGAAACUUUUAUCACACUUAAUAUGCUAAUGGGAGAAUUUGGUAAAAAGACUAUAUGCCACGAACACUUGGAAAAGUUUUGGAAACUUUGCACGGUUCCAAAUAACGAAAUCGCCAAAAAGUUGAUAAAAGACAUUUACAUUAGCCGAGAUCUUUUUAAAUAUUUUGGUAGAGAAGGUCUCUCUGAUCCUAAAAUCAGAGAGGGAGAUUCACGAAAAAUUGCUUCUUUUGCCAUGUUUUCAUCUCCUGAGCCAUCGCGCACUGCUUUUGAAAUUAUAAAUAAGGCACACACGGACUUUUUAAGCUUCAUUCCAGCAAAGUUUAGUUUAACAGAAGAAAAUGUGACCUUUUUUCGCGAGUUGGAAUGGUUUGUUGAGUGCUUGUUUGAUAAUGAGGCUUCGUCAGAAGGUGAACGACAGUUAUGGCGCAAAAUCGUCACCCUACCAAUUUCAUUAGAACUUAAAGGCCGACUUCUUAGUAUGAGGGAAGAUCAUUUUAAACUGACAGUCUUUUGCAAAAAUCUUUGCAGUUCAACGGUAGUUUCAGCCAUUCAUGAACUUGUUUCAUAUGACUUGGAUUUUAAAAAUUUGCUUUUUGAGGAAGUUCUUCCCCACCAAUUCAUUAAGCAGUUCCGCAUGGAAUAUGUGGGCGAUCUGAAGUUUGGCAUUGUGGACAUCUUAGGCAAAAUGGAGGAUUUUUCAAAUCAAAAAUUGGGGAAUCCUGAAACUGCGCCAAAGUAUAAGCCUCGCGCUAGCAGAAAUUUUAAUAUGAAGAGCAUUAGAAACAUGGGCGACGAAGAAGAAGAAGAGUUGGCGAAUAACUACUGGCCUGAACUCUCAAAAUUGUGA